UGUCUCUUAAUUCUCUAUUCUGUAGUAUGAAUCAAAGUGCACAGACAAUUAUUUGACAGUUCUGUCAUUAAAUUCCUAUUUCAGGUGUUAUUUUUUAAAAGCGCGAAUGUUUGCAGAUAAUUGUGGUAUUACACGAUUUCAAGUCAUGCUAUUUUUAACAUGGAUUGCAAAGUACGGCACAAGCCUAAUGCAUGGGAGUCAAAAGUAUGUGCUAAGACUACUCAAUUUUGGCGACAAACAAGCAAUGUAAGCAUAUAGGGUUGGCUCCUUCUAGUCUGCUUUAAUUAAUCUAAACAUAAUAAAUAAAUAUAUUUAUUUAUCCAACGAACUAGCGCAUCAUGCUGUUUCGUAUCUCUGUUACGUAUUUCCUUCAUUCCGGUGAGAAUAGAAAGGAUGAAAGGCGAUGGCGGUGACCGUGGUGAUCUAAGGUGGUGAUGGAAACGUGUCUCAUCAUUUGACAUUUGACAUUCAUUUAUCUAUUUCCUGAUCCAUUUUCUGUUCUAUUCAUCAGCUGAUAAUUUGAGGUUAUGUAACGGUUUUCUCUUAAUGUCCAUUUUUUCCAAUAAUUAUAAAUAAAUGUUUCAUCUGAAUAGUUUAACUCGUUUGCUUCUCAACGAAACAAAAACUUAUUCAAUUAAAAAACAAUACUUUAAAAAGUCCGCAAUACUUAACACUUUUUGGGAACCAGAUGACAAAGGAGGCUACAGAGAUGAUAGAAAAUUCCCACCGUUCAAAGAGCGAAUGCGAGAAGGGCUAAAGGAACUCAAAAAGGAAAUAGCGCUGUGGUCACAAGAGGUAAAAGAGCACCUAGAAGCUGAUCCUGUACUGAUGUACAGACCAGGCGAAGUUGAUGUAGCAUGGCAGUUUGGAAACAAAGAGGCACUGGAGGAAUGGGUUGUGACUGCUGAUGCUGACAAUAAUGAAGGCUUCAGCAACUGUUCUUUGGACUUAAAAAGUCAGGGAACAGGACUUUUCUCAGGAAAGAUUUCUUUGAGAACACCUAAGGAUGGAAGAGUCAAAAGAGCAGGUUACUGCAAUAUUCGGACUAUCAGGCCUAGGAAAUCCUUCAAAAGGGAAACAUACCUGAACUGGACUCCCUACAAUAUGUUAAUAAUGAGAGUUAGAGGAGAUGCUAGAUCAUAUUUAUUGAACAUCAACACCAGAGGGUACUUUGACAUCACUUGGUUCGACAUAUAUCAUUAUGUACUGUUUACAAGAGGUGGCCCUUAUUGGCAAGUAGCAAGAAUACCUUUCUCAAAAUUCUUCUUGGCGUCAAAAGGUAGAGUCCAGGACUUGCAAGCCCCGAUCCCCCUAGACAAAGUUACCACAUUUGGAAUCACAGCUGCUGAUAGAUAUGGAGGCGAAUUCGCCUUGGAGAUCGACUAUAUCGGAUUGGAGUUCGAUCCUAAUCAUAAGGAAGAGUUUGCGUAUGAGAUGUACAAAACACCAAAGUAUAUUGUCGCUGUUUAGAUAUUGUGUAGUAAAAGUUUUUGUAUUGUUUAA
This is a messenger RNA of Acanthoscelides obtectus, 1503 nucleotides long. The record is from the annotation of a GenBank genome assembly. NCBI's taxonomy places the organism in Eukaryota, Metazoa, Arthropoda, Insecta, Coleoptera, Chrysomelidae.